Molecule: messenger RNA, 531 nt
Organism: Drosophila virilis
Lineage: Eukaryota; Metazoa; Arthropoda; Insecta; Diptera; Drosophilidae
Product: aminoacylase-1A
Biological process (GO): amino acid metabolic process
Cellular component (GO): cytoplasm
Molecular function (GO): aminoacylase activity
Source: RefSeq, a predicted model, not a curated record
CGCUAUCAGCACUAACAAGGUGCUAUCUCCUGAGACUUCAGUUUCAGACACAUACACAGAACUCAAAAUGAGGCAAUCAAAAUCUUCCCUCUGUGUACCCAAACAUAGACACUAGCGAGCUUGUAAGAGAAGAGGGAUCCUAAAACAGUUAAAAUCAUAUGGAUGUAGUGCCUGUGUACCUCGAGAAGUGGACACACCCACCCUUCGGCGCCGAUCUCGAUGACGAAGGUCGUAUUUACGCUCGUGGCGCUCAGGACACAAAGUACAUUGGGACUCAGUACUUGGGUGCCAUUCGCGCACUUAAGGCUAGCGGCUACAAGCCAAAGCGAAAUAUCUAUGUGACCUUUGUGCCCGAUGAGGAGGUUGGCGGACAUCUGGGCAUGCGCGAGUUUGUGAACGGAGAUUACUUCAAAAACUUAAAUGUGGGCUUCAGCUUAGAUGAGGGCUCUGCCAACAUAGACGACUCCUAUCACAUAUACUAUGCGGAGCGGACCCCCUGGCGUAAGUAAAGCUAAUCUGGUGAUCAACAGG